This is a messenger RNA of Ascoidea rubescens DSM 1968, 339 nucleotides long. It is a transcript of the gene RCF1, whose product is annotated as respiratory supercomplex assembly factor RCF1. Lineage: Eukaryota; Fungi; Ascomycota; Saccharomycetes; Ascoideales; Ascoideaceae. Gene Ontology annotation, biological process: mitochondrial respirasome assembly. The record is from RefSeq and is a predicted model, not a curated record. The transcript has a single exon. The annotation marks the transcript as partial. Gene Ontology annotation, cellular component: mitochondrion.
AAAGAGGAGCCAUUGGUCACUGGUGGUAUUUUAUUAACAUGUGGUGCUGUAACAUUAGCAGCAAAAGCUGUUAGAAAUGGUAAUAGAGCUGCUGCUCAAAAGUGGUUCAGAUACAGAGUUGGUUUUCAAGCUUUCACCAUAGUUGUUCUAGUUGCUGGUGGUAUUCUUUAUGAAAAUAAAUCUAAACAAACCACCAGAUCCAGAGAAGAAUUACUAGCCGAAAAGGCCAAAAUCAGAGAACGUUUGUGGAUUGAAGAAUUAGAAAAAAGAGAUCUUGAAAUCAAACAAAGGCAAAGAAGAGCCGAGUAUGUUAGGGCUGCAAAAUUAGAAGCUGCUGAA